Molecule: messenger RNA, 684 nt
Organism: Mytilus californianus (California mussel)
Lineage: Eukaryota; Metazoa; Mollusca; Bivalvia; Mytilida; Mytilidae
Product: acidic mammalian chitinase-like
Exons: 5
Coding region: 1-684 (227 amino acids)
Biological process (GO): chitin catabolic process; carbohydrate metabolic process
Cellular component (GO): extracellular region
Molecular function (GO): chitinase activity; chitin binding
Source: RefSeq, a predicted model, not a curated record
AUGUACUCGAAUACAGAUGUUCCAUUUGGCGAUUCCGCUAUAUAUUCAUUAGCAAAGGAUUAUAGUGACCCUAGUAAUACUAUAGAAGUACCAGAUAAACAAUAUGACAGGAAUCCACAACAUAUUUUAGAAUCCACAGAAUACAAAAGAGUUUGUUACUACACUAAUUGGUCACAGUACAGACUUGGUACUGGGAAGUUCCUCCCUAGUGAUAUAGAUCCAUACUUGUGUACACAUAUUAUCUAUGCAUUUGGUAAACUUCAUGGCAACAUGAUACAGAAACUAGAGUACAAUGACUAUGAACUCCAUGCUCAGCUAAAUGAUUUGAAACGACAAAAUCCAUCAUUAGAAACAUUACUAGCGCUAGGUGGUUGGACCACUGGAAGUGUAAAACUUAAAGAAGCCUUUGAUGCAGAAUCACAUACUUCUGGUUUAGUCUGUCUUCUUUUGACUGCUGCAGUAGCUGCUGGAAAAUACACAGCAGAUACCGCAUAUGAUAUCCUCACAAUGGCACAGUACAUGGAUUUUAUCAACAUUAUGUCUUACGACCUUCAUGGAUCCUGGCAAUCUACUACAGGACAUAAUGGUCCUUUAUUUCCUAAGUCCAAUGAAUACGGCGAUCAGAAAUACUUAAAUAUUAACUUAUAUAAGUUAAAUAAUCUCCGGAUAGACUGGGUUGAUUAA